This is a messenger RNA of Aspergillus chevalieri, 1098 nucleotides long. RefSeq lists its product as uncharacterized. The transcript has 3 exons. The record is from RefSeq and is a predicted model, not a curated record. The coding region runs from base 1 to 1098 and encodes 365 amino acids. Gene Ontology annotation, molecular function: nucleic acid binding. NCBI's taxonomy places the organism in Eukaryota, Fungi, Ascomycota, Eurotiomycetes, Eurotiales, Aspergillaceae.
AUGGCCAUUCAUCCGGAACUGCACCAACCGCACGACCCGCGGCCCCAGGGGUCCCUAACACCCCAGCAAACCCGCGCGAUCUCUGUCUGGACGGAGCAAGCGACGGCAUCACUGGAAGACCUCACACUCUCUGAAUCAGUCACUGUUAAUGACGAGAGCCGGUCCUUGCGUGGCGCUUCGCUCCCGUUGACCAUCCCACUCGAUGAUAUUCCGGUGAGUGAUCACCGGUCCUCGCGCAUGAGACUAGUCACGCGAACGAGCGCGCCCAAGGAACCCCAGGAGGCGAAGGUGCCUACUGUAUCUUUCCGGAAGAGGGAGCCUCUUCGUCGGGACAGUCUGAGGCGGCGCGAGGCGUUGCAAAAGGGGAAGGAUGGGAGCCGGAGGAGACAGCGUUGGGAGAACGAUCGUCUGCUCAACAAUCCAUGGGCCGAACCACCCUCUCCCAACGACUGGGUCGUCGGGCCUACCUACCCCCGUCACGAGGUACCAUACUUUCUCGCUCCUCUCUGGGACCACCACUAUGCGCAUAUCGAUAAGAAGACCACAGUCACCAAAGAAGAGAAGCACCGUGUUCCAAAGGAACUGCGCCUGAGGUUGAAACACGCUCGUGCAGCACGUGGUAUGCUCCAGGACUUGGAGGAAGACAUCAGGCAAUUUAUUUAUAAUUGGAAUGAGAAACAGCUUCUGCUGCAGAGGGAGGGCCUCCAAGAUGCCCCAGAGUCUGACGAUUCUGAGGAUGAAGUGGUCUUUGUGGGCCGGAACGGACAAAUGCAUGAUUCGCCGGCGCACAAAACUAGGCUCCAAGAGAUGCGGGAGGCCAUGUACACGCAUGAUGAGCGGGACGGGGAGAAGAUGGUACUUGAGAGUCAGGUUGAGGACCGGGCUGCUGGAUUUGGCCGUUGGCUCGUCCACUCGAUUGCCUCUUAUUACGGCCUGCACACAUGGUCCGUCACAGUAGGGGAGCCGGCGCGGCGUGAGGCAUAUGUUGGCUUCCGUCCACCGGCUGCUGACAGGCGUGGUCUGGUUUCGGUCUGUCACCAGGAAGCCAUGAUCAAGCCCGGAGAGACUCUUCCUCCGGCUCUUUGGACCCAGAUCUAG